Molecule: messenger RNA, 1487 nt
Organism: Carassius carassius (crucian carp)
Lineage: Eukaryota; Metazoa; Chordata; Actinopteri; Cypriniformes; Cyprinidae
Product: delta(14)-sterol reductase TM7SF2
Exons: 11
Coding region: 86-1417 (443 amino acids)
Biological process (GO): sterol biosynthetic process
Cellular component (GO): nuclear inner membrane; endoplasmic reticulum membrane
Molecular function (GO): oxidoreductase activity, acting on the CH-CH group of donors, NAD or NADP as acceptor
Source: RefSeq, a predicted model, not a curated record
UGCUGAAGUAUAAAACCCUUGUCUUUGGUGAAUGUAGCCAUAUGGAUUUGUAUUUAUAAAGGUGCUCUAUCUGCCUCUGAUUAUCAUGACGACUGACAAACAAGAAUAUCAGAUACACAGGAACAGAUCCCUACAGGACACAGGUAACGGAAAGCUUCAGGAUGGAGCUGAUGUUGAUGGCAAAUGUGUUGUACAAGUCCACAGCAGAUGGAACAACAUCCACCUGUCUCUGGUGUGUGUUCUGUUGGGCAUCUCUCUCAUAAUGAUGCUGGAUGGCUGCCGGCCCUCCUCCGAGUCGUGGGUUCUGCUCGGUUCUGCUGGAAUCCCGAUCUGGGACUGGACGUCUGUGUGUGUGGUGAUGUUAUUCACUGUCCUGCAGGUGGCGCUCUAUUGUCUACCUGUGGGACAGGUGACAGAAGGCAAAAUGGGCUGCGAUGGAAAGCGUUUGAAAUACAAACUCAACGGUCUGCAUGCGUUUCUCCUGACUGUGGUUCUGAUGCUGGUUCUGUGGUUCUCUGGUGUUCUGCGGCCCGGCGCUGUGAUGGACAGGAUCUUCUCUCUGGUGAGCGCAGCUAUGGCCGUCUCUCUGGUCUUCAGCCUCACGUUGUUCCUGUGUCCAAUCAGAACACCCUCCUCCGCACACGUGACCUACAACAACACGGCAAAGCCCCUGCUGAAGUUUGUUCUGGGUCAGAGCAUGGACCCUCGUCUGGGCAUCAUCGACGUCAAGCACUUUGUGAUGGUCAGGGUUGGGUUUAUCGGCUGGGGCAUAAUGGAUGUGAAUUAUCUCCUGACCGCUGUAGAGACGAAGAACUCGUCACUCUCUGUGCUGCUCGUCAUCAUCUUUCAGCUCAUUUACAUACUGGACUUCCUCAUCGAUGAGGGCUCUGUUCUGACGACCAAAGAGUUCACGGACGAGCCGAUUGGGUUCAUCAUGAUUCUGGGCGAGUUCAUCUGGAUCCCUUUCUUCUCCAGUCUUCCCGUUUACUUCCUGCUUCAGAGGCCCAAUCACAUCCACUUCCUGUCUGCCGUCCCCAUCUGCCUGCUCUUCGGUACAGGCUUCCUGAUUUAUUACCUGUCCAACGAGCAGAAAGAUGGUUUCCGCAGAAAUCCCAGGGAUCCGGCCUACGCUCGUCUGAAGACGAUCCUCAGCCCGGCCGGAAGCAGUCUGCUGGUGUCCGGAUGGUUCGGAUGGGUCCGGCACCCCAAUUACUCUGGAGACAUCCUGAUGAUGUUGGCCUGGUGUCUGCCGUGCGGCUUCAGCAGUGUUCUUCCAUACUUGCCAGCGCUGCAGUGCUUUCAUUUACUGAGGCAACGAGCCAAUGAGAUCGAAGAAUCAUGUCUGAAGAAGCACAGAGACGCCUGGAGAGAAUACUGUCGACGAGUGCCAUACAAACUGCUGCCUUACGUCUACUGAACAUCUCAUGAACCUCAUCAAAGCGGAGUUAUUAUUCCUAGCUGUGUGCAUCCUGUGAUUUAAACUACAC